UCGCCAGUUUACUACUCGGGUUACUUUAAUUCGCUCAGUCUAUCGCGGAAGUUUUAACUUGCAUCAAUAAUAUUUUGUUUCUUCGUUUAUUAUUGUAGUGUUUGUUUGUUUUUUCCUAAAAUAUUAAUUUAUUAAUAAUUAAUUGAAAAUGCUGAGAAAAAAAUUAAAUGUGUCACCAUCAGAAAGUAUUGAUGAUCAUUUAAAUAAUUUAAUGUCAGAUAAAAAUAAUAUUGAAUCAAAUUUUAGUAAUGUCACGAAAGAAAAUUUGCCUGAUUGGUAUGACGAAAAAUUAUUUAAACUAGGACAAGAUUACUAUAAUAGAAAUGUAUUAUCGUUGAGUGCCGCAGCACUAUCUGGAUUAAUAACUGUUCUAACAAUACCAACAACUCUGGAUAUAUUAGUAUUCACAAAAAGAAGCGGAUGUCCUCGUACGGCUUACAAGAGAUAUUUUGAAACCGUUUUACAUAUUUAUGCAUUAUAUACUUCAGAUAUUGAUGAUCCUAAUUCAAGAUUUUGGAAGUCUUUGAACACAAUAAGAUGGAAGCACUCGACAAACAGUAAAAUAGCUGGUGAAAGAAAUGUCGGAUAUAUAACUCAGCGUGAUAUGGCAUUAACUCAAUUCGGAUUCAUUGGAUACGCGUUAUUAGAACCUCAUAAACUGGGUCUUACUAAUGAAAAAGAAAGCCGAGAGGGUUUGAAUCAUUUCUGGCGGGUCAUUGGCUAUAUGAUUGAUAUUUCUAACAAAGUCAACAUUUGUCGGGAUACCGAAGAAGAAACGACGGAACUUUGUCGGAAAUUACGGGACCAAGUGUUUACAAAAUGGAUUGCUGAUAAGUCAGAACAGUUUACUCAAAUGAUUGAUGCAUUAUUGGAAGGAUUUUGGUACAUUGAUAUCGCUUUAGAUAAAGACGCCAUGCUGUACUUUUGGCAUGACUUAAAUGGACUGACAUAUGAAAAACCGUUGAGUUUAUACAGCAAACUUAAUUAUUUGUAUCGGCAAUCCGUAAUUUUUAUUCUUGGUGUUCCAAUUAUAGGACAACUAGUAAGAACUGGUUUCAAUAAUUAUUUAAAAUUAAACUAUUGGUUUUUGGAACGUUGGCCUAUCAUGGCAUGGAUUAAAUUUGGUAAAGAAGAUAGUAAAAUAAAUUUAUAUCCGAUAACAACCUAAUUAUUUAUAAAAUAACUUAUUAAUUAAAAAAGAAAAUAAAUAAACGAUAC
Molecule: messenger RNA, 1218 nt
Organism: Microplitis mediator
Lineage: Eukaryota; Metazoa; Arthropoda; Insecta; Hymenoptera; Braconidae
Exons: 8
Coding region: 149-1168 (339 amino acids)
Source: RefSeq, a predicted model, not a curated record